UGCCGCAGCCUCCCGCCGCCCACCCCGCCCGGAGACGCUGUCGGAUCCCUCCGGAGGAGACGGAGAGAGCCCACGGGAUCUCUCUCCUCCUGCCCCCGGAUCCCCUGUGCGAGCGAGGCAGACAGACUGUUGGGUUUCCCCACUCCCCCCUUCGUGUUCCCCCCCCCCCCCUCCGUGAAAGACUUUGCUGGAUCCUCCUCCUCGGAUCCCCUCCCCGCGCUCGCUCCUUCCUGCGAGAGAGGCUGCUGGAUCCUCCUCCCGCCCGAGAGGCUGCUGGAUCGCUCCGCCGGGUCCCCGCCAGAGAGACGCAGAUCCUCCGCCCCGAGAGACUGACUGCGGCGGAUCCUCCGCCCCUCCGCGGACCUCCUGGAGCCAGAGACUCGGCGGGACCCUCCUGCCCGGAGCCCAUGUGAGACUCCGCAUACCCCCCUGGCUCCGUGGGAGAAAGAACAAGAAACACAAGAAGAGGAACAUUUGAUGGAAGAAAAGAAAAAGAAAAAGCAGGAAGAAAAGAAAAAGAAGGAAGGUGCUCAGAAAAAGGCUGCUGAACAAAAAACCAAAGUGCCAGAACCUAUUAAGACCAGUUUAAGCCAGCCCCAACCUGCCGGUACCGGUACCAGUACUUCCACCAGCACUAUUACCAACAGCAGCAAUGGCAAGCGUGCGUCUGCUAAUGGGCAGCAGCCGGCUGCAUCCCGUUACCUGCCUCGUGAGGUGCCUCCACGCUUCCGCCAGCAAGAACAGAAGCAGCUCCUAAAGCGGGGGCAGCCGCUGCCCACCGGCGCUCUGACCGGCACCAGCCCAGCCCAAGGCACUGGGCAAGCAGGGGCCAGUCCUCCUCCACAGCAAGGAGCAGGUGGACAGCAUCAUCCCAGUAAGACCCAAACAGAUCUCAGCCACAGUGGAUUGGGAGACCAUUAUGAGAAUUCCCACUGGGGACAGCAGCCCGCUUUCCGGAGUGAAGGCAACUGCAGCUGGGAUAAAGUGAUAAUAGACAGGACUGACAAGGAAGCGUGGCCUUCCAUUACCGGAGCUGAGACUGAGUCUGCCUCAGAAUGUACUACAGACACUGACUCUGCCUCCAACUGUGGCUCAGAGAACAGUAGCAUGGCUACAGGGAGUGCCCAAGGCAACUUCACUGGACAUACAAAGAAAACUAAUGGCAAUAAUGGCGCCAACGGAGCACUCGUCCAAAGCACUUCUAACCAGAGUGCCCUUGGAGCUGGCGGAGCAAACGGUAACGGCAACUCAGCCAGAGUGUGGGGUGUGGCUGCGGGCUCCAGCUCUGGCCUAGCUCACUGCUCUGCCAGUGGUGGGGAUGGAAAGAUGGACAACAUGAUGGGAGAUGGUAGAAGUCAGAACUGCUGGGGUGCUUCCAACUCAAAUGCUGGCAUUAAUCUUAACCUUAACCCUAAUGCCAAUCCAGCUGCCUGGCCUGUACUUGGACAUGAAGGAACUGUGGGAGCAGGCAACCCUUCCAGUAUUUGCAGUCCAGUCAGUGCCAUAGGUCAGAACAUGGGCAACCAGAAUGGGAACCCAACAGGCACCUUAGGUGCUUGGGGAAACUUGCUGCCGCAAGAGAGCACAGAACCACAAACGUCCACUUCUCAGAAUGUGUCUUUCAGCGUACAACCUCAGAACCUUAACACUGAUGGACCAAAUAACACUAACCCCAUGAACUCUUCACCAAACCCUAUCAAUGCAAUGCAGACAAACGGACUGCCGAACUGGGGGAUGGCUGUUGGUAUGGGGGCCAUCAUCCCGCCCCACCUGCAAGGCCUUCCUGGUGCUAACGGAACAUCAGUUUCUCAAGUCAGCGGGGGCAGUGGUGAAGGAAUGGGCAGUUCAGUGUGGGGGAUGUCCCCAGGUAAUCCUGCCACAGGAAACAGCAAUUCUGGGUUCAGUCAGGGGAAUGGAGACACUGUGAACUCAGCAUUAAGUGCUAAACAAAACGGAUCCAGCAGUGCUGUGCAAAAGGAAGGAAAUGGAGCGAGCGCGUGGGAUUCGGGGCCCCCUUCUGGUCCUGGGGUACUGGCGUGGGGCAGGGGUGGUGGCAGCAGCGGUGUUGGGAGUAGUAUGCAUUCUGGAGCCUGGGGCCACCCCAACCGCAGCACCAGCAAUGGUGUGAACGGGGAGUGGGGCAAGCCCUCCAGCCAGCAUUCCAAUAGCGACAUCAAUGGGAAAGGAUCGGCAGGGUGGGAUAGCUCCAGUGUUACCAGUCCAAACCCUGCCAUGCAGCAGGGCAAUGAACAAAUGAACUCUUGGGCCAAAGCUGCAGCAUCUGGCACCACGGCUAGCGAAGGAAGUAAUGACAGCGGUGGGAGUCAAAAUGAAGGCAGUACUGGGAGGGAGGGGGCUGGAGAGGGCAGGAGGAGAGACAAAGGGAUGAUAGACCAAGGGCAAGUUCAGUUGCCAAGAAAUGACCUUGACCCCAGGGUCCUGUCCAAUACGGGGUGGGGACAGACCCCUGUAAAGCAAAACACUGCCUGGGAAUUUGAAGAGUCCCCGAGGUCUGAACGAAAGAAUGACAAUGGAACAGAGGCCUGGGGUUGUGCAGCUACUCAAUCUUCAAACUCAGGGGGGAAGAACGAUGGGUCCAUCAUGAACAGUACAAAUACCUCUUCAGUAUCUGGGUGGGUCAACUCUCCACCGGCAGCUAUUCCAACAAACACAGGUUGGGGAGACAAUAACAACAAAGCACCAAAUGGCCCCGGGGGUUGGGGAGAGUCAGCAAGCUCUACUACUGUUAAUAAUGCUGCUGCUGCCAAAAGCGGCCACGCUUGGAGUGGGACCGCAAAUCAGGAGGACAAAUCACCUACCUGGGGUGAACCUCAGAAACCCAAAUCUCAAAACUGGGGAGAUGGACAGAAAUCAAAUCCAAGCUGGACUUCAGGAGGUGGAGAUUGGACAGAUUCAUCGUCUGUUCCCGGACACUUGGGUGAUGGGAAGAAGAAUGGAUCUGGAUGGGAUUCUGACAGUAGAUCAGGGUCUGGUUGGAAUGAUUCCACAAGGUCUGGGACCAGUGGGUGGGGAAAUGGCACAAACAGCAAGGCUAAUACAGGUACAAGUUGGGGAGAAUCUUUAAAGUCAGGCCCCCAACAAAAUUGGGCUAACAAACCCCAGGACAACAAUGUGAGUAACUGGGGAGGAGCUGCUUCUGUAAAACAGACGGGGUCAGGGUGGGUUGGUGGGCCAGUGCCAGCCAAACAAAAAGAGAACUGUGAGGCAACUGGCUGGGAAGAGCCAUCUCCACCAUCCAUUCGCCGCAAGAUGGAAAUCGAUGAUGGUACCUCAGCUUGGGGCGACCCAAAUUACAACAACAACAAGACUGUAAACAUGUGGGAUAGAAAUAAUCCUAUAAUACAGAGCAGUACCACAACCAACACCACCACCACUAGCACCAUUAUCAACACAAACAUGGUUGAACCUCAGCCAUCGCACCAGUCAAGUGCCCAGCCGAACCGGUCCCCGCUGCUUGGUCCAGCAGGCUGGGGCGAAAUGCCUACUGUCCACACGAAGAGUGAAGCUUCUUGGGGAGAGCCGUCAUCCCCUUCUGCUGCAGUUGAUAAUGGCACUUCGGCCUGGGGGAAGCCCCCCAGCAGUGGUACAGGGUGGGGAGAUAAUCCUGCCGAGUCGGCAGGGACAUACGGAAGAACAAACCCUCCAGCUGCUGCCCCAGCACUGUGCAAACCAGCUUCAAAAUCUAUGCAAGAAGGCUGGGGCAGUGGUGGGGAUGAAGUGACUCUCAGUACUAGUCAGUGGGAAGAUGAAGAAGGAGAUAUGUGGAAUAAUACUGCUUCACAAGAGAGCAGCUCCUCCUGUAAUUCCUGGGGGAAUGCCCCGAAGAAAGGACUUCAAAAGCCCAAAACAAAUCCACGCUUGUCCCUUGGUACUUUCUGGAGAACUGAAAGGAAGAGACUUCUUAAGGAUUUUGUGAUAGAAAAGCUGCACAGAGAUCUUUUAAAGGGCAUGAAGACAUCUAGCAAGCAAGAUGAGGCCUGGAUCAUGAACCGCCUGAUAAAACAGCUCACAGACAUGGGCUUCCCUAGAGAGCCAGCGGAAGAGGCCUUGAAGAGCAACAAUAUGAAUCUUGAUCAGGCCAUGAGUGCUCUGCUGGAAAAGAAGGUGGAAAUGGACAAGCGUGGAAUGGGAGUGACCGACUAUAAUGGAAUGGUCACCAAACCCCUUGGCUGCCGCCCACCACCAAUCUCCAAAGAGUCUUCCAUGGACCGCCCCACCUUCCUUGACAAGCUCACCCUUUCUUUCUCCAAUCAGGAUGGCGGCCUAGUGGAAGAGCCCACUUCUUCACCAUUUUUGCCUUCACCAAGCCUGAAGCUCCCCCUUUCAAACAGUGCACUCCCUAAUCAGACCCUGGGCGGGAUUGCCUCAGGGCUGGGCAUGCAAAACUUGAAUUCUUCUAGACAGAUACCGAGUGGCAAUCUGGGUAUGUUUGGCAAUAGCGGAGCAGCACAAGCCAGGACCAUGCAACAGCCGCAGCAACCGCCAGUGCAACCUCUUAAUUCAUCCCAGCCUAGUCUUCGUGCUCAAGUGCCUCAGUUUCUAUCCCCUCAGGUUCAAGCACAGCUUUUGCAGUUUGCAGCAAAAAACAUUGGUCUCAGCCCUGCACAGUUAACCUCGCCAAUUAAUAAUCCUCAGCAUAUGACGAUGUUGAACCAGCUCUAUCAGCUGCAGCUGGCGUACCAACGUUUACAAAUCCAGCAGCAGAUGUUACAGGCUCAGCGUAAUGUUUCCGGACCCAUGAGACAACAGGAGCAGCAAGUUGCACGUACAAUCAAUAACAUGCAGCAGCAGAUCCAGCAGCACCAGCGCCAGCUGGCCCAGGCCCUGCUUAUGAAGCAGCAGCCUCCCCCUCCACAUCUAUCUUUGCACCCCUCUGCAGGCAAAUCAGCCAUGGAUAGCUUUUCACCCCAUCCCCAGGCUCCCAGCCUACCUGACCUGCAGACCAAAGAGCAACAGUCUUCACCGAACACCUUUGCUCCUUACCCUCUUGCUGGACUGAACCCGAACAUGAAUGUAAAUAACAUGGACAUUACUGGUGGUUUGUCAGUGAAGGACACUUCUCAGUCCCAGUCUCGCCUUCCUCAGUGGACACACCCCAACUCAAUGGAUAAUCUGUCUAGUGCUGCUUCUUCGCUUGACCAGAACUCCAGCAAGCACGGUGCUAUACCUGGAGGUUUAAGUAUUGGUCCUCCGGGAAAGUCCUCCAUUGAUGACUCUUACGGCCGGUAUGAUCUGAUUCAGAACAGUGAAUCUCCCUCCAGUCCACCUGUAGCUGUUCCUCACAGCUGGUCUCGUGCCAAAACUGAUAGUGAUAAAAUUUCCAAUGGCUCCAGCAUAAACUGGCCACCAGAGUUUCACCCAGGAGUGCCAUGGAAAGGACUGCAGAAUAUUGAUCCUGAAAAUGACCCUGAUGUUACUCCUGGAAGUGUUCCAACUGGGCCUACCAUAAACACCACGAUACAGGAUGUUAAUCGCUAUCUUCUCAAGAGUGGAGGGUCAUCCCCAACAUCAUCUCAGAAUGCCACGCUGCCUUCAUCGAGUGCCUGGCCGCUUAGUGCCUCCGGCUACAGUAGCUCUUUCAGCAGCAUUGCAUCCGCACCUAGCAUUGCAGGUAAACUGUCAGACAUCAAGUCUACGUGGUCCUCUGGCCCAAUCUCUCACACACAAGCCUCUCUCUCCCAUGAACUGUGGAAGGUACCCAGAAACACUACUGCUCCUACAAGACCACCUCCAGGCUUAACAAACACCAAGCCAUCAUCUACAUGGGGUGCCAGUCCCCUGGGUUGGACCAGCUCUUACUCCUCUGGUUCUGCAUGGAGCACUGACAGCUCAGGGAGAACAAGCAGCUGGCUGGUUCUGCGAAAUCUCACACCCCAGAUUGAUGGUUCCACACUGCGGACACUGUGUUUGCAACAUGGCCCUCUAAUAACAUUCCACUUGAACCUGACACAAGGGAAUGCUGUGGUCCGAUACAGUUCCAAGGAAGAAGCAGCCAAGGCCCAGAAGUCUCUGCACAUGUGUGUCCUGGGAAACACUACCAUCCUGGCCGAGUUUGCUGGUGAAGAAGAAGUCAACCGUUUCUUAGCACAAGGCCAGCCACUGCCACCCACCUCCAGCUGGCAGUCCAACACUGGAACCAACCAGACACGCCUGGGCUCCUCGAGCAGCUCCCACGGCUUGGUGCGCAAUGACGCCGGGCACUGGAACACUCCCUGCCUGGGGGGCAAGGGGAGCAGCGACCUGCUGUGGGGUGGGGUGCCUCAGUACUCCAGCAGCCUUUGGGGACCCCCCAGCACCGACGACGGCAGAGUCAUCGGAAGCCCAACACCUUUGAAUACUCUUCUUCCCGGUGAUCUACUCAGUGGGGAGUCCAUCUAGGAAACAAGAGAAACAAAAUGGAAAUAACAAUCAUCAGCACUAAAGGAAAAAAAAACAAAAAAAAACAAAACAAACAAAAAACAAACCAGAAAGUGGUAACCCUUUCCAGUCCCGGGCUUGAUGAAGAACCCAGCUUUAAUGGAUCAGACUGGCAGCCCUUUUUUUUAGUACCUCUGUCCAAUAUCAAAUAUGAAAACUGCAGAAGUCCUUGUGAACUGUUCAUGAAACAGUAUGGGCUCCUUUUGGUCAGUGUCACAUGCUAAUGACAGGUUUUAUGUUGGUUUUGAGUUUUCUUUGUUGUUGUUUUGGGUGGGUGUUUUUUUUUUUGUUGGUUGUG
This is a messenger RNA of Dryobates pubescens (Downy woodpecker), 6736 nucleotides long. It is a transcript of the gene TNRC6C, whose product is annotated as trinucleotide repeat containing adaptor 6C. The record is from RefSeq and is a predicted model, not a curated record. The transcript is spliced from 24 exons. Gene Ontology annotation, biological process: positive regulation of nuclear-transcribed mRNA poly(A) tail shortening; miRNA-mediated post-transcriptional gene silencing. Gene Ontology annotation, molecular function: protein binding; RNA binding. NCBI's taxonomy places the organism in Eukaryota, Metazoa, Chordata, Aves, Piciformes, Picidae. The coding region runs from base 478 to 6399 and encodes 1973 amino acids. Gene Ontology annotation, cellular component: P-body; nucleoplasm.